Exophiala xenobiotica is the source of this 411-nucleotide messenger RNA. RefSeq lists its product as uncharacterized. The record is from RefSeq and is a predicted model, not a curated record. The coding region runs from base 1 to 411 and encodes 136 amino acids. The transcript is spliced from 2 exons. Lineage: Eukaryota; Fungi; Ascomycota; Eurotiomycetes; Chaetothyriales; Herpotrichiellaceae.
AUGACCACGUCCGAAAUCCUUCGGGCCUACCGCCACCUCUACCGUAGCGGACUGCGAGCCACUCAUUACUCGUCUCCAGCACGCUUCGCGAUCCGCGAUAUUUUGAGGGAUUGUUUCCGCUCGCAGCCAUCCGCGACCUUCAGUGCUCGCCGGAUCGCAAACACGCUGAGGUUUUUGGAGAAGGCCGGCGAAUACAAUGGCACCGAGCACAAAAUUUUGAAGAACCUGCUGCGCAUAAAAUACUGGAAGAAUAUGGGACUCAAUAACCAUUUAGUCAGGAAAUCGAACAGCGCUUAUGGAACCGAGAUCCGACGUAACGUCUGGCGACAGUAUCAAGCUACUCUGACUAUGCUAAAUGAGAGCUUGGAUAUUUGCCUACAACUGGGAGCUGAAAAGUUUGAUGCUACGUGA